Messenger RNA from Diabrotica virgifera virgifera (western corn rootworm), 2706 nucleotides. Its product is annotated as gastrula zinc finger protein xLCGF3.1-like. Gene Ontology annotation, cellular component: nucleus. The coding region runs from base 87 to 854 and encodes 255 amino acids. The record is from RefSeq and is a predicted model, not a curated record. Gene Ontology annotation, biological process: regulation of transcription by RNA polymerase II. Lineage: Eukaryota; Metazoa; Arthropoda; Insecta; Coleoptera; Chrysomelidae. Gene Ontology annotation, molecular function: DNA-binding transcription factor activity, RNA polymerase II-specific; RNA polymerase II transcription regulatory region sequence-specific DNA binding. The transcript has a single exon.
AAAAAAAAUAAGUAAACAAAUACAGCUUCCGUGUCGAACCAUGGCCAGUGAGAAAAACCCUGUCUGCGUAAAGAUUAGAUGGGUGUAUGACCGACGAGAGCGUCUGUCACCAGCCAUGGUUCGCUCCGGGAGCUGUACACAAAUUCAUAUUUUUAAUAACACUUUUUUUUAGAAUAAAGAACUUUAAGUGCAAGAUAUGUAACAAAGGGUUCUACCAUGCAAGAGAAGCUUUAGAACACGAAAAUUUGCACACGGGUGCCAAGACUUUCAGUUGCAAACUGUGUGAUCGUAGUUAUUCUUUGUCCAAAAGACUCAAGGACCACAUAAAGGAAAAACACAGCCAAACUAUGACAGAAGUAAAAAUACACAACUGUGUGAUUUGUUUUAAGGUCUACAAAAAUCGCUCCGGACUGCUUGGACACUACUCCUCCAACCACAAAGAACUUGGUUAUGAUUAUUCGGCAGCUUGUGACAUUUGCAAGAAAACUUUCCCCACAAAACACAAACUGAUGUUGCAUGAACGGACUCAUACAGGCGUCAAACCAUACGAAUGUAAGAUUUGUAACAAAAGCUUUACCCAAAAAGAUUCAUUGAAGGCUCAUAACGUAGUUCAUACGGGGGAGAAACCAUAUGUUUGCGAUUAUUGUGACAAAAGGUUUGCUCAUGCUCGUUCUCAUCGAUACCACCUGCAGACGCAUACUGGUGAGAUGUCUUACUUUUGUCCUAACUGUGGAAGAGGGUUGAAAUCAUUGAGAGGUCUGACAAUUCAUAUAAAAACAUGUCGUGCCCUAACAUGUGAAGAUGACAGUGUAGUAAACGUUAACAGUGAACCCUUAGAGUUAGCCGGAAUAUAGUGAUAUUCCCCAUUUUCCUUUCAUGGUUUUCUAAUCUAGGCUGUUUGUAUUUUCUCAUUGUAGCAUGAUAUUUUAUGUCAUUUUGACACUUAAUUUGUGAUCUUCAGGGCUUUGUCAUUUGUAGUUCUGUGGUUUCCAAAGCAUAUUUAUCUAUUUUGUUCUAUAUGUCGUCCUUCUGUGACAAGAUAUGCCAUCUCCAUCAAAAUUUAAUUUUUUUUCAAUUGUUUAUGUCUAUGAAGCCUGGACGCUAACAAUUAGUUUCCAAUAUCGUCUCCAUACACCAGAUUGACAACAGGUGGAAUACUUUCUUUGGUUACACCUCCUGAUAUUUUCAAAAUUUAUAAAUCAUGCAGGAUGCCGAGGAAAUUAAGAUGAGAGAAUUUUAAAUAAUUCACAACUCAUCUGCUCAGCGUGGUAAAAGCUCCAACAAGAAAGAUUCCUUAAUACUCAAACAAAAGAGUAAAUGAAUUAAAAAUGUAUAAACAUUCUCAAUUUCUUUGCAACACGAAAAUGCAGCAGUUGCAUAAUACUAUGGUCAAAUCUGAGAGUGCAGGAAGAGUCUAUACCGGUUUCGGGAGUUGCUUCCCCCUCAUCAGUAGUCCCAUAUCCUCCUCUUUCAGAUUCGUCCACGUACCACACUUUAGGCCUUUCCGAAUUGCAAAGAAAGAAAUGUCACGGAUGAACUAGGGCCAUCUACCGAAAAACAAAGUUAUCAAUCGAAGUAGCACAGAAAACGACAAUAAAUAUCGUCUCCAUACCACCAGAUUGACAACAGGUGGAAUACUUUCUUUGGUUACACCUCCUGAGAUUUUCAAAAUUUAUAAAUCAUACAGGAUGCUGAGGAAAUUAAGAUGAGAGAAUUUUAAAUAAUUCACAACUCAUCUGCUCAGCGUGGAAAAGCUCCAACAAGAAAGAUCCCUUAAUACUCAAACAAAAGAGUAAAUGCAUUAAAAAUGUAUAAACAUUCUCAAUUUCUUUGCAACACGAAAAUGCAGCAGCUGCAUAAUACUAUGGUCAAAUUUGAGAGUGCAAGAAGAUUCUAUACCGGUUUCGGGGGUUGUUUGGGGGACUACUGAUGAGGGGGAAACAACCCCCGAAACCGGUAUAGACUCUUCCUGCAUUCUCAGAUUUGACCAUAGUAUUAUGCAGCUGCUACAUUUUCGUGUUGCAAAGAAAUUGAGAAUGUUUAUACAUUUUUAAUUCAUUUACUCUUUUGUUUGAGUAUUAAGGAAUCUUUCUUGUUGGAGCUUUUACCACGCUGAGCAGAUGAGUUGUGAAUUAUUUAAAAUUCUCUCAUCUUAAUUUCCUCGGCAUCCUGCAUGAUUUAUAAAUUUUGAAAAUCUCAGGAGGUGUAACCAAAGAAAGUAUUCCACCUGUUGUCAAUCUGGUGGUAUGGAGACGAUAUUUAUUGUCGUUUUCUGUGCUACUUCGAUUGAUAACUUUGUUUUUCGUUAGGUGACCCUACUUCAUCCGUGACAUUUCUUUCUUUGCAGUUCGGAAAGGCCUAAAGUGUGGUACGUCGAAGAAUCUGAGAGAGGAGGAUAUGGGACUACUGAUGAGGGGGAAACAACCCCCGAAACCGGUAUAGACUCUUCCUGCACUCUCAGAUUUGACCAUAGUAUUAUGAAGCUGCUGCAUUUUCGUGUUGCAAAGAAAUUGAGAAUGUUUAUACAUUUUUGGUUUUCUAUGGUUUUUGGGGAUUUCCCCAAAAACCCCGUUAGGAUAUUCAAAAAUUGAACCAAACACCUUUAAACCUUCUACGAAUCAUGUUUUUGCAUGAUUUUUAAGGAUUUUUUUUAGUUUAGUUUAAGUUUAGUUUAAAAAAAUGUAUUCUUAUAAAUAAAUAACAAAA